Molecule: messenger RNA, 1010 nt
Organism: Capsella rubella
Lineage: Eukaryota; Viridiplantae; Streptophyta; Magnoliopsida; Brassicales; Brassicaceae
Product: proteasome subunit beta type-6
Exons: 8
Coding region: 154-855 (233 amino acids)
Cellular component (GO): proteasome core complex
Molecular function (GO): threonine-type endopeptidase activity
Source: RefSeq, a predicted model, not a curated record
AAAAAAAAGUAAUAGAGAGGCCGGCUUGGGGUAUAAGCCAGUUCUUCUUCUUUCUUAAAGCUUCUUCUCAUCAGUCAUCACCGUAAUCUAACUCGCAAAACUAUCAAGCUCAGCGAUUCUUUACGGUUGUCAGAAGUUUCGAUUUCUCCAGCGAUGGAUCUCAAUCUCGAUGCGCCGCACUCUAUGGGGACGACCAUCAUCGGCGUCACUUACAAUGGAGGUGUCGUCCUCGGAGCCGACUCACGUACCAGCACCGGGAUGUACGUAGCGAACAGGGCUUCUGAUAAGAUCACACAACUCACAGAUAAUGUCUACGUCUGCCGCUCUGGAUCGGCUGCUGAUUCUCAAGUUGUCUCUGACUAUGUUCGCUACUUCCUUCACCAGCAUACAAUUCAGCUGGGGCAGCCUGCGACUGUAAAGGUUUCUGCCAACCUUAUCAGGAUGCUCGCUUAUAAUAACAAGAACAUGCUCCAAACUGGUCUCAUCGUUGGAGGAUGGGACAAGUAUGAGGGUGGGAAAAUCUAUGGAAUUCCACUCGGUGGAACUGUAGUCGAGCAACCUUUUGCCAUAGGAGGUUCUGGUUCAAGCUAUCUUUACGGGUUCUUCGAUCAGGCCUGGAAAGAAAACAUGACCAAAGAAGAAGCCGAGCAACUUGUUGUGAAGGCAGUAUCAUUAGCCAUCGCCCGUGAUGGAGCCAGUGGAGGUGUCGUACGAACUGUCAUAAUCAACUCAGAGGGAGUCACGAGAAACUUCUACCCUGGAGAUAAGUUGCAGCUUUGGCACGAGGAAUUGGAGCCCCAAAACUCACUCUUAGACAUCCUGAACGCUGCCGGUCCUGAGCCAAUGGCCAUGUGAUGAGCAGACAACGAUCAUUAUCUUACUCUUGGGCAAACAUUUUAGAUAUUGCAUUACAUUUUCCAGUGUCUUAAAGACUUUAAACGCUGUUUGAGGUUCUUUUGUAAUGACUUUUUAAUGGAUAUCGUGUUUAUUAUGGCUAUGGUUUUCUAAUU